Rhinichthys klamathensis goyatoka is the source of this 796-nucleotide messenger RNA. RefSeq names its product casein kinase II subunit alpha-like. The transcript has 4 exons. The record is from RefSeq and is a predicted model, not a curated record. Gene Ontology annotation, biological process: protein phosphorylation. Gene Ontology annotation, molecular function: protein serine/threonine kinase activity. Lineage: Eukaryota; Metazoa; Chordata; Actinopteri; Cypriniformes; Leuciscidae. Gene Ontology annotation, cellular component: protein kinase CK2 complex; cytosol; nucleus. The annotation marks the transcript as partial.
UGUCUGCUGCCCUCUGCUGUUUUUAACCAGUACUGUGUCUUUGUCCAGCUUGUACGGAUUGCCAAAGUCCUGGGCACAGAGGACCUCUACGACUACAUCGACAAAUACAACAUCGAGCUCGACCCACGGUUCAAUGACAUUUUGGGAAGACAUUCCCGGAAAAGGUGGGAACGGUUUGUCCACAGUGAGAACCAGCACCUGGUCAGUACCGAAGCGUUGGACUUCCUGGACAAACUGUUGCGCUACGACCACCAAGCUCGCCUCACCGCCCGCGAGGCCAUGGAGCACCCUUAUUUCUAUCCCAUUGUGAAAGAACAGGCGAGGAUUGGCUCCACUUCAGGCCUGUCCGCUGGAUCCACUCCUGUCAGCACGUCCAGUAUGAUCACAGGAGGCGUCACAUCCAUGUCCUCGUCCCAGCCGAUGGCCAACAUCGCCGGCUCUCCGGUCAUCUCGUCUCCCAGUGCUCUCGCCACACAGGUUCCUGCGGCCGCCGGUGCGAUGCCCUGAACACACACACACACACUCGCUCUCUCUGCCCUGGGCCACAGUUUUAUGGUGAGUGUAAACAAACUAAAGAGAGACUAAACUAGGUUUCUUUUUUUUCUUUUCUUUUUUUUUCUUGUUUUUUUUCUUUUUCCAUACAAUAAUUAUAUAUUGAAGCUGGGACACACAGUUGUUAUGUUGCAUCGGUGUCCGGCAGUCUUUCCUGAUGAUGAUGAUGAUGGUGUCUAUAUAGAAGCCACUACAGUGUAGAAAUUCAGAAAAUGGAUAAUAACAUUUAUUUUAUAUGUCCCUA